AUAGAAGUGAUGCAGUUGAGCUUCCUAUGAAAUUCAUUCCUCAGUAUGCUGGUUGCUACCGCUGUCAGAUUCUUCUGAAGUCCUCCUGGGAUGUUCGUGUGUAUGAGAUUGAAUGUGUAGUAAAUACAGGCCAUGCUGAAGCAGAGCUUGAAUUUCUAACUCCAGCUUAUCAGGCAGUGAUUCAGGAUAUUCCAAUAAGUAACGUGUCCAGCCAGAACUGGAAACUUAAAGCAAUUUUGGAAGGACAGGGUUUUUAUGGCCCUCCUUUAAUAAACGUGGGUCUGGGUGAAACAGCUGUUUAUCCUCUCAUGUUCAAGCCUAUUGCUGAGUGCGUAACAACGGGAAGGCUUAUUCUGCGAAAUGUUACAGCUGGCACUGAAAACAUCUUUAGCCUUAAGGGAAUAGGGAAGAAACCUCUGGCACAGGAUCGUAUUGUGAUAGAUUGCCAAGUAAGAAAGGUCACUCGAAAAAUUUUAUUGGUGCCCAAUUAUACAAAGAGCAAGUUAACGUACAAGGUAUCUUCAGAUCUUUCAAUGGUGGGUGGUGCACCUGUUAUUACUGUAGAACCAGAUGACACUGUUGCUUACACAUUGAGUGUAUCUCCGUGGAGACGAGGAAUCUUUCGAGGUGUAAUUUCAUUUGUUGCUGAAGAUGAAGACCAACAGCAGUCUCAACAUAACAGCUCACUAGAGAAGACAGAUGGAGAACAGGCCCUUCAGAAAUUGUCAACAGAGACACCACAAACUGUUGAUGCAGCACACACUG
This is a messenger RNA of Eurypyga helias (sunbittern), 765 nucleotides long. RefSeq lists its product as uncharacterized. The annotation marks the transcript as partial. Lineage: Eukaryota; Metazoa; Chordata; Aves; Eurypygiformes; Eurypygidae. The transcript has 5 exons. The record is from RefSeq and is a predicted model, not a curated record.